Molecule: messenger RNA, 480 nt
Organism: Dalotia coriaria
Lineage: Eukaryota; Metazoa; Arthropoda; Insecta; Coleoptera; Staphylinidae
Product: stearoyl-CoA desaturase 5-like
Exons: 4
Coding region: 1-480 (159 amino acids)
Biological process (GO): unsaturated fatty acid biosynthetic process
Cellular component (GO): endoplasmic reticulum membrane
Molecular function (GO): iron ion binding; stearoyl-CoA 9-desaturase activity
Source: RefSeq, a predicted model, not a curated record
AUGUUUCAACAUAGACAUUAUUAUCUCUUAGUUCUGUUGAUUGCAGCUGUGUUACCAUCUUGUUUCGCGCAUUACGCACUUGGAGCAUCGUGGAAAGUCGCCAUUUUUCGUGUAACGAUUUACAGAUACAUUAUUUCAGUUAAUUUGGUGUGGUGUAUCAAUUCUUUAGCACAUUCAUACGGAAAUAAACCAUAUGAUAAGAAUAUAGGACCAGUCGAACAAGGAUUCAUGCGUGUGGUUGCCUACGGUGAAGGGUUUCACAACUAUCAUCAUACAUUCCCACAGGAUUACAAAACCGGGGAAUUUCACAACGACACACGCUGGGUCACCGACAGGAAAACUAUUUCAAAGAAUAUCAUCGAUGCAAAAUGCCUACGUUCAGGAGAAAAUAAUCGAGAAAUUCCUACAACAAAAAACCGUAAAAUUAUUAAAAACAUUAAAUAUUUAGUUUUAAACAUAAUAUUCUUGUCUAUUAUAUAA